AUGCAUAAAGUUUCCGUAACAGCUCCAGUUAAUAUCGCUACUUUAAAGUACUGGGGGAAAAGAGAUACUUCAUUGAAUUUACCAACAAAUUCUUCAAUUUCUGUAACAUUAUCACAAGAUGAUUUAAGGACUUUAACUACUGUUGGUGCAAGUGAUGAUUUCAAGGAAGAUAAAUUAUGGAUUAAUGGUAAAGAACAAAAUUUAGAUACUCCAAGAACUCAAUCAUGUCUUGCUGAUUUACGUAGUUUAAGAAAACAAUUAGAACAAGAAUUAUCAUCUCAAGGUAAAGAUUUCAAACCUUUAUCAUCAAUGAAAUUACAUAUUGUAUCGGAGAAUAACUUCCCAACAGCUGCUGGUUUAGCUUCAAGUGCUGCAGGAUUUGCUGCUUUAGUAUUUGGUAUUGCCAAAUUAUUUGAAUUACCUCAAGAUAAUAGUGAAAUCUCCAAAAUUGCUCGUAAAGGUUCAGGUUCUGCUUGUAGAUCAUUAUUUGGAGGUUAUGUUGGAUGGGAAAUGGGUAAACUUGGAGAUGGAAGUGAUUCGAAAGCCGUUCAAAUUGCUGAAGAAGAUCAUUGGGAUAUGAAAGCUUUAAUUUGUGUAGUUUCUGAUGCUAAAAAAGAAGUCCCUUCAACUAGUGGUAUGCAAUUAACUGUUAAGACUUCAGAUUUAUUCCCUAUUAGAAUUAAUGAUGUUGUACCAAAACGUUAUAAUGAAAUGGUUGAAACCAUCAAACAAAAAGAUUUCGAAAAAUUCGCUGAAUUAACUAUGAAAGAUAGUAAUUCUUUCCAUGCUACAUGUUUAGAUUCUUACCCACCAAUCUUUUAUUUAACUGAUACUUCAAAGAAAAUCAUUUCUGCUAUUCAUGAAUUAAAUAGUCAAGGUACCGUUGUAGCUUAUACAUUUGAUGCUGGUCCAAAUGCUGUUUUAUAUUAUCAACCAAAAGAUGAAGAAAAAGUUAAAGCUUUCUUAGAACCUUACUUAGGCCAUUUGAAUGAAUGGAAAGAUGGUAAAGGUGAUGAUGAAAAGAAAUUGGACGGUGUAUCCAAAUUAAUCUGGACAAGUGUUGGAGGAAGUCCAAAAAUCGUUGAUGAUUGUUUAAUUGGUGAUAAUGGUGAACCAUUAUAA
Molecule: messenger RNA, 1122 nt
Organism: Yamadazyma jaroonii
Lineage: Eukaryota; Fungi; Ascomycota; Pichiomycetes; Serinales; Debaryomycetaceae
Source: the annotation of a GenBank genome assembly